This is a messenger RNA of Gastrolobium bilobum, 1263 nucleotides long. RefSeq names its product protein PIN-LIKES 3-like. The transcript has 10 exons. The record is from RefSeq and is a predicted model, not a curated record. Lineage: Eukaryota; Viridiplantae; Streptophyta; Magnoliopsida; Fabales; Fabaceae. Gene Ontology annotation, biological process: endoplasmic reticulum to cytosol auxin transport. Gene Ontology annotation, cellular component: membrane. Bases 1 to 1263 code for a protein of 420 amino acids.
AUGGAGUUUUGGAAGCUUUUUGUUGUUGCAUUAAUGCCAGUUCUUAAGGUACUGUUAAUUACUGUUGUUGGCACAUUUCUUGCACUUGAUCGAUUUGGCAUACUCAGGGAAACUGCCAGGAAAAACUUGAACACAAUGGUGUUUUUCGUCUUCGCUCCAGCUCUUGUUUGUGGUAGCCUAGCUGAAACAAUAACAUUACGGAGCAUAGUUAUGUUGUGGUUCAUGCCGUUGAAUGUUCUUCUCACAUUUAUUAUUGGGACAGCUCUUGGAUGGUUACUUGUUAAAAUAACUAGAGUUCCUCAUCAUCUUCAAGGCCUUGUGUUGGGGUGUUGUGCUGCAGGAAACCUUGGAAAUUUGCCUCUUAUUAUAGUUCCAGCUGUUUGUAAAGAGAGAAGCAAUCCUUUUGGAGAUGUGGAUGUUUGCUACAGAAAUGGACUAGCAUAUGCUUCUCUAUCAAUGGCACUUGGAAGCAUUUACAUUUGGACUUAUGUUUACAACAUUGUCCGCAUAUAUUCAAGCAAGAUUUCCACUGAAGUCAAAGUUGAUGAUUCCAUGAUUAAUCCAGUAUUUGCAACUGCAAUAGAAACUGAUCCAGAAAACCUUUUAACACGUUCCACUGGAGGAGCAUUGGUUACUGUUGAUGAUAGAUCACAGAGUAAUGAUCAUGUGAAGCAAUUUGAAAUUGAAUGUACAAUGCCUGAUAAACAAGCAAAGGUAGAAAAGAUUGUGAAACAGCUGAAAAUAUUAGCUGAAAAGAUCAACCUGAAGGUAGUAUUUGCACCUGCCACGAUAGGAACGAUUGUUGGUUUAAUAAUUGGUAUAGUCCCACAAUUUCGAAAGCUAUUAGUUGGUAAUAAUGCUCCUCUCCGUGUGGUUCAGGACUCUCUAGUCAUGGUGGGGGCUGCAGGAAUUCCAGCAAUGACCUUGUUGGUUGGGGCAAAUCUUAUUAAGGGUUUAAAAGGAAUAAGAAAGCAGCUUCCACUUAUUGUUGGCAUUACUUUGGUUAGAUUCAUUGCCUUGCCAGCAAUAGGAAUAGGCAUUGUUAAAGGUGCCAUUCAUUUUGGCUUGAUCCACCCUGAUCCAUUAUAUCAGUUUCUUUUACUGCUUCAAUAUGCCCUUCCACCAGCGGUAGCCAUGAGUACGAUUACUCAAUUAUUUGGAGCUGGUGAGGGUGAAUGUUCAGUUAUCAUGUUGGCAACUUAUUCAUGUGCUGGAAUUUCGCUUACACUCUCCUGCACAUUCUUUAUGUGGCUUGUACUAUAG